Messenger RNA from Symbiodinium sp. CCMP2592, 4290 nucleotides. The record is from the annotation of a GenBank genome assembly. Lineage: Eukaryota; Dinophyceae; Suessiales; Symbiodiniaceae.
AUGUCCUCUGUCAUAUUGGACAGUGAAGCUUCGUUCCGUGAGAGAUGCAGUAAAAUAGGCCUCAGCAACGAUCUUCUCGGUAAGUUGAUUGAAGCCGGCUACAACACAUUUGGAAAGCUCGCUUUCGCCGCUUCUUCCACACCGCAGGGUUUGACAGACGAAGCUGUCGAUUCAUGGCUAGCCACUGUGGUCACCCCGUCUCCUGGUUCCUUUCAGGUUUCGGUGAUCCGUAGGUUGCUUUUUGAAUCGCAAUCACUCAAUGUGGCGGAUCUCAAAUCUAGGGUCGAAGGCACGCCGGAAGGUUCCGUGCGUCGCCUGCCCCAGGCCGAGAGAAAGGAGCGCAUCGAGGCGCAGCAUCGUAGGCUGUCGGGUCUCAUUCUGACUUCGCAUACCACUCCUGCGCACAGCUGUAUCGACCUUGUUACUGACAUGUACGAGAAUAACACACUCAAGUACAUUCCGAUUAACAGAUGGAUAUCCCGCUUCCAAGAAAUGUCUCUUCAGAAGAAGGAUUCUGCCGUUCAGAUGGACAACGAGGGCAACUUGAAGGUCGUCCAGAAAAAGCCGGAGCCUACGUGCGACACCACUGGCAUGUACCCUCUCCGGCAGGCCUUCCAGAGAAGGUCGUUAGCAUUUGAUCUAGGUCACUUGUGCAGCUUUGAAGCAAUGGAAACAUGGAUCAACCAACUCUUCGAGGCAGUUCAGCGUACCGUGCCAAAGGGAUAUGUAGCAGUCAGCUUGGGACAAGUCGUUACGGCAGAUCGUGAGCUUUUUGUCCGGUUGGCCGACAAGCUUGAAGGACAAUUGCAGAAACCCAUAGGUGUGGAGAAACCCAUGGAUGCAGCUUUGCGUGACCUCUCGGGUAGCCAGCAGAUAAAUCAAUUUCUCCAGCCGAUGGUAGCUCCUCCUCCUGCACCACAUCCCACGAAGCGCCCUUUCAAGGAGCUUGCCACGCCUAACAAAGGCGACGGAAAGGGCAAGACAUCCACCAAGGGCGGCGAGAAAGGCGGUGGCAAGGCACCUCGUGUGACCAUUCCGGAUGGCUGUGCGGCCAAAGCUUUCACCAGUGUUGGCGAUGUUUUGGGGAUCACCCCUUUACUGAAUGCACAAAUCAAGUACAGUGAUGGGGUCCUCGCGCAGGCCAUUUUGGCCAGAGGGUCAGAGAUUACUAAGCAAGAUGUUGGUCAGAUUUUCGAUCUUUUGCCCAAGGAGAUUCCUUCUAGAGGAACCUCCUCGCAGCCUCCGAGCAGCUUCAGUUGUGGGGCCUACGCAAAGGGUGGAUUGCAGGGUCUUCGGAGUGAAUGUGCGCUGUUUCCAUCCUGCAUAAAGCUCCUCACUGCUUUUGUUCGCACCUUUUUGCCAGAGCAUUUCUUCACGACUAUCAGUUUGUUUCACAACACCAAAACCGAUUUGCAUGUCGAUUCUAGGAACCAUCGUACCCCCAACGGGGUCAUUGCCGUGACUUCUUUUCAAGGAGGUGGCAUCUGGAUUGCCGAUGGAUGCGGGCCUCACAAACGGACAAUCAAGGGUGACAUCGUGAAAGGCUCAAUCCUUAGCCUCGAGACCCCAAUCACUUUUGAUGCCUUCAAAUACCCUCACGAGACGGAAAGCUGGGUUGGCGAUAGAUUGGUUUGCGUGGCCUUCACUGAGCAGCCACCCGUGAAAUCAGACUCCUGGGUUUACGAGCUCUUCGCUGGCACUGCCCGCUUCAGCAAGGCUUGCAAGGAUUUGGGCCUACCGUCACUGAAUGCAGCGUCUCAGCAGAGCCUUGCCGUGCGCAAGGACAAUGUACUGUAUCGCUUCGUUUACAAGCUUUUGCUACAUUGUUCUGCUUCAGGCAUCAAUGUCAGUGUCGAGAAUCCCCGGACUUCGCUUUUCUGGAAGGUUCUUCAGUGCUUUGCCGAGGCCGAGGGCUUGCUCUGGCCUCCGGCCGCCUUGGAGUACGUUGAUUUCGACCAGUGUUGUCAUGGUUCCGAUCGCCCGAAGUCCACUCGUUUCUUGUGCACUCGAGGCUUGUUCCACUCGCUUCGAGCUACUUGUCCAGGCAAUCACGAGCAUCGCCCGUGGGGCCUUGUGUUCCAUGAGCGUUCUAUGCAGUUGUCGUCUUCUUCUGUGUCGGCAUACCCCGUUCUGCUUUGCAAACGCAUGGCCUCCUGUCUGGAGAGCGCGGCUUUGUUCCUGGGUCUGUCUUUGCAGACCUCUCCUGACCUGGCAGCCAACUCUGACGCCGACAAGGAGGUGAACCCUCCUACAAAGCUCCCCAGAGUCGCAGAUAAGGUGUCCAGCAAGGUUCACUCCUCGGUUUUCCCUAAUAGUUCCGACCCUCCCCAAGGUUCGGUUAAGGUAGGGUGGUACUUGUCGAUGCAGGAUCACGUGGCAAAGGCCUUGACCUUAAAGCAUCCCGUCGACACUGCCGUAGCCCUUGAUCAGGAUCAGCUUGAUGCCAUCAGCUUCUGCAUGAAAAACACAGAGAAGGAGGCCGACGAGGCUCGAUUGCAUUCUUCUUUCGACCCUUGGUUCGAGAAAGUUGUGGCGGGAAAGCGUCUUCUUCUGUGGAAACACCUUCUUGAGCAGAACAAUUUCGAUGACAUGCAAGUUUGCGAUUUCAUGAUGUCGGGCGUCCCGAUUGUCGGGCAGUCAGCCUGCCCUCAGCCUUUCAGCAGAAAGAUUGUGCCGGCUACCAUGACGGAGCAGGAUCUCAAGGGUACCGCUUCGUUUCGCCGGAAGGUCAUGACUGGAUCCAGUGGCAUGCAAGCAGCCGAUCUACAAGACUUGCUGUCGAAGGCUACGUUGGACGAAGUCGAUCUGGGCUUCCUGGAAGGCCCAUACACCGAGAGCCAAGUGUCUGCUUUCUUCCACUCUGACGAUUGGAACUGCAUACGAAGAUUCCUGAUCCUUCAAGGAGCCGAGAACAAACCUAGACCCAUAGAUGACGGGCAUGAGGCUUUGAUCAACAAUUGCUUCACGGCCACCAUAAAAUUGGAGCUCCAGAACUCUGACUUUGUGGCGGCUCUAGCGGCAAGGAUUGCCAUCGAAGAGGCUGAGAGAUCUCGCGCUACAGGCGAGCCCCCAAGGUCGUGGCUGGGCAAGUGCCUCGAUUUAUCGAAGGCGUACAAGCAGAUGCCAAUGAAGAAGGAGCACCGCUCUCUCGCUGUGAUCUACCACAAGGGCCCUGCAGGCGAGGAUCAAUUCUUCAUUGCAAAUUCGCUGCUCUUCGGACUCACUGCUUCGGUUUACGGGUUCGUGCGCACGAGCAGAAGCCUUCACAAACUGCUGCUUAAGAUUUUCAAGUUGCCCAGCUCAGUGUACUUUGAUGACUUUCCGAUGUUUUCGACAUCGCUUUCUUCCAGUGACACUGACGGCAUCAUCAGCGAAUUCUUGGACAUUUUGGGCUGGGGCCAUGCCAAGACAGGCAGCAAAUCACACCCCUUUGCGGAAGUUUUCUCCGUUUUGGGAAUGCAGGUCGACUUGAGCAACUUGUCGAAGAGAAGCAUCGUCCUAUCGAACAAACCUGGCAGGAUCGAUAGGAUCGUGGAGAAGCUUGAAUCCGUGGCUGCUUCGGGUUUCCUUACGAUUCAUCAGGCUCAGAUUCUGCUGGGCUUGCUCAACUUCUCAUCGGGUUUCUUUGCCGGUCGUGCCCUCAAGCAAUCUUGCAAAUGGCUAUCUGGUUUUCUGGCUGGAGACAGGCCUUCGCCAAAGACCGUCAGCGAGAUGUGCAGGCACACGGUCAAGAUUCUUUUGAGCACGCCGCCCCGCUUCAUAAGCUGCGAUUCGACUGGAGAGCCUCCUAUCCUGAUAUGGACUGAUGGAGCUUGGGAGCCUGCCAAGGCCUUCGCCGGGAUCGGCGCAGUAAUUCUUGAUGCGAGCAGCGGCGUAUCUAGAGUUUUCCAAGGUCAGGUUCCAGAGCGCCUUGUGGUUCGCUGGCGUGAGGAGGUCGGGGAGCAAAUCAUCUGCGAGGUAGAGCUUUAUGCUCUCCUGAUGAUCAGGGCCGGCCUUCAGAAUUUUCUUUCAGGAAGACGAAUCAUUUUCUUCAUUGACAACGAUGCCGCCAGAUCUGUGGUGCUGCGCGGUCAAAGCAGAAGCGAAGCGAUGCAUCGCUUGGCCAUGGCUUUGUCCAUGGUCGAUGCCGUCGCCCCUUGCAUAUCGUGGAUAGAGAGAGUGCCAUCAUCUUCGAACAUCGCGGAUUGGCCCUCCAGGGGCGAAGGUUGGAAAGCUCAGAAGGUCGUUCGUGCAGUGAAGGUGGAGCCUUACUUCUUCGAUCAAUCUUUGAUUGAUGCUUACCUGCUCUGA